AUGAGACCUCGAGGUAUCCCUCUCCUGGCAGUGGUCCUUGUCUUGGGGCUGUGUGCUCUGGUGGAGGGCCAGAAACCUUCUGCCUGUCAGUGCUCCCGGAUGACACCGGAGAACAGAAAGAACUGUGGCUUCCCCGGCAUUACCAGCGAUGAGUGCUUUAAUAAUGGUUGUUGCUUUGACUCCAGCGUCGGUGGGGUCCCCUGGUGUUUCCACCCACUUCCAAACCAAGCAGAGGAGCAGUGUGUCAUGGAAGUGUCAGCCCGCAAGGAUUGUGGGUUCCCGGGUAUCAGCCCCGAGGAGUGUGCCUCUAGAAAGUGUUGCUUCUCCGACCUGGUCUUCGAGGUGCCCUGGUGUUUCUUCCCACAGUCUGUGGAAGACUGUCAUUACUGA
This is a messenger RNA of Chionomys nivalis (European snow vole), 390 nucleotides long. RefSeq names its product trefoil factor 2 (gene Tff2). The coding region runs from base 1 to 390 and encodes 129 amino acids. The transcript has 4 exons. Gene Ontology annotation, molecular function: CXCR4 chemokine receptor binding. Gene Ontology annotation, biological process: chemokine-mediated signaling pathway; maintenance of gastrointestinal epithelium; negative regulation of gastric acid secretion. Lineage: Eukaryota; Metazoa; Chordata; Mammalia; Rodentia; Cricetidae. The record is from RefSeq and is a predicted model, not a curated record.